AUGCUAUACCAGGGUGGUCAACGUCGCUUCCGUGGAGGUCGUGGCCGCGGCUACCGCUUCCGUGGAGGACGUGGACGUGGUGGUGGCGGAUCCGGUCAAGUUGCUAAUCAUGAUGACGGAGGAGCUGAAGGCCAACAGGGAGAGGCAGCGAAUGGAGGCGAGGGAGGACGUGGAAGAGGACGUCGUGGUCGUGGUGGACGUGGACGUGGAGGCCGUGGCCGCGGUGGUGGCAACAAUGGCGGCAACGGAAAUAAUGGAAAUGGUGGUGCUAAAGAUUCUGAAGCUUAA
This is a messenger RNA of Cylicostephanus goldi, 288 nucleotides long. The record is from the annotation of a GenBank genome assembly. NCBI's taxonomy places the organism in Eukaryota, Metazoa, Nematoda, Chromadorea, Rhabditida, Strongylidae.